This is a messenger RNA of Thamnophis elegans (Western terrestrial garter snake), 1728 nucleotides long. It is a transcript of the gene CCDC86, whose product is annotated as coiled-coil domain containing 86. The transcript has 4 exons. The record is from RefSeq and is a predicted model, not a curated record. NCBI's taxonomy places the organism in Eukaryota, Metazoa, Chordata, Lepidosauria, Squamata, Natricidae. Gene Ontology annotation, cellular component: nucleolus. The coding region runs from base 781 to 1338 and encodes 185 amino acids.
GAAAACAGGAUCUGUUUCAUUAAUACUAUGUAGAACAUUAUAUUAAUACUAUAUAGAACAUUAAUACUAUGUUCUACUAUAUGGCUCUAUCUGCUUUUAAUGUAUUUUAAUCAGUGUUGUGUAUUAACUUUGAUAGUACUGUCACUGUUCAAUUAUUACCUAUUCACCAAAAAUAUUUCACCAUAUUUUUCUUCUAAAAAAGGGAGAAAAUAAGCAAUACCCUUAUCAAAAGUCCUCUAGACAAUUGUUUAAAAUCCCUGGAAAACCGAAAACUUUCAACUAUCAGCUUUAAUUGAGUAUCUUAACGGUAUUUUUAAUGGAUCUUUCCCAACUAAGCGCUUUCCAGCUGUAUUUAUACUGCAAAGUCCAUAAUGCGCAGCCAGCAUGCAUUUCGGAAUUCUGGCCAUACUGUUUCCAAAAUAUUUACAGAGUACUACAUAGCGAAGACCAUUGUACUGAAAUUUUACCACUCUUGCCCCGCAUAUGGACUCCACUAAAAGCAGAGAAUACCGGAAGUUGUAUUCAAGAACAAGUGAAACUUUCCCUCUUUCUAGUCAAGGAACCGCUCUAGCUUACAUAACUUCCAAUGAAUACCGCAUUUGCAGAGGACGGCCACAAAGAACGUUAUGUUGCUCGUAAUUCUGCGCAACCGCGUCCGUCGCAUUUGGGACGUCAUCCGAAAGAGUCCUACUGGAGUCUUCCUCGUGGGGUGGCGGGGAAGGAGGGAGAGCACAUGUUUUUUCGCUGGGAGUGUGUAGCGAAGAGACCAAAAGGAAGGAAAUGGCAGCGCUUAUCCCCGAGGAGCAACUGCAAGCCGACCGACUCUCUCCAGAGCCGGAACGGGGUGAGCAACUUCAGCAGCUGGAGAACGAGGAAGGGGCUGUCGCCUUAGUGGAAGCUGGAUCUGGGAAGCUGCAAGUAACUGCUUUGGGUAAGAAGCGGAAGGAGGCACCACCUAUUCCCAAAGGAAGGCCUAAAUCUGGGCGGGUAUGGAAAGACCCCGGCAAAAAGCGGUUUUCCCAUAUGAUCCAGGAUAAGCCUUUACAUACUUCUUGGCAACAAAAAAUGAAAAUACGUCAGGAAAAGAAGUUGAUCAAAGAUUUUGCCCAGGAGCUGAAGGAACAAAAACAAAGGGAACGUGAGGAGAAAAAGCAGCGGAGAAGGGAUAACUUAAAAAGAAGACUAGAAAAUGAGAGGAAAGCAGAGGUUGUGCAAGUGAUUCGAAAUCCCUUGAAACUGAAGCGUGCAAAGAAGAAACAUUUGCGGCGCAUUGAGAAGCGAGACACACUGGCCUUGCUGCAGAACUCCAAGGCACAACCUAAAGCAGCCAAGCAAUAAAAGAGCAGAAGUCCCUUUUGUAGCACAUUGAAAGACUUCUUGAAGUGCAAAAGUUGAGAGACAGAAUCUAGUGUACGAAGACACAUUGCUGUAUUACAACUUUUUAUUUGGUUCCUCUUCCAAUCAGCAAUAGGACCUUCCCUGCAAAAUAUGUUCUUGUAUUCCAAUAAUUUCUCAUCUCAUAGCUUUGGUAUUAAAAGAACAAAUGUGGGGAGGACAGCUGGAAUAUUUGUUUGAAAAUGAGGGAAAGCCCUAAAGGAGUUAUUGCAAAAUCUACAGCUUCCGGAUGAUUUGUAAUUUCCAGAAUUUACCUUUCUUCUUUAACCAUGAAAAGAAAAUAAUUUAAAAAAAAACUUACUUUGAGGAAAAAUAUAUGGUUCAUCAAAUCUC